AUGUCAAAGCGAAUUCGUAGAAGCCGGAAUGUAGUGCGCCGUUAUAUUCAAGACGUCGAUGGUUACGGUACCAAAAAAUCACCAGGAAGGCCACGAAAAGUUUCAACAAGAGAUGAACGAAACAUCCUCCGAAUGGUUUCAAAUUCAGUAACGAGUGCGAAUGAUGUGAGAACCGAGUUGAAACUUGAUGUAUGCAAGAAUACUGUGAUCAAUACGAUUCAUAGAAGUGGUGUCAUGGUUCACCAGAAGAUGGCGAAAACUCCGUCAAUGACUGAUCGGCAUAAAGAAUUUCGACUCGACUUUGUUCGGAAUAAUCUUGCCACUGAUUGGAACAAGGUGAGUUUGCGAAAGUUCCUGAUUUCAAUAAGUUAAUACAUUAAGGUGGUGUUCUCGGAUGAGAAAAAGUGGAAUCUGGACGGACCAGAUGGAUUUAGAUCCUAUUGGAGAGAUUUGAGAAAGGAUCCGAGAUUAUUUUCUAGACGAAACUUUGGAGGAGGUUCUCUAAUGAUCUGGGGUGCUUUCUGUGGAAAGAAGAAGCUUCAGCUUCAGUUUAUUUCGACUAAGAUGAAUUCCAAUGAUUACCAAGAGGUUCUGAAGAAAACUAUUGUUCCUUUUUUCCGCAACCGUCGAAACACACACAUAUUUCAACAAGACAAUGCCAGCAUUCAUAAAAGCCGGUCAACGCUCGAUUUUCUAGCCAAGAAUAGGAUCAAGGAUAUGAAAUGGCCGGCUUGUUCCCCUGAUUUGAACCCAAUCGAGAAUAUUUGGGGUUUUUUGGCCCGUCGAGUUUAUAAAACUGGUGUUCCAUUCAAAACUCAACAAGAAUUGAAAGAUGCCAUCAUUGCUGCUUGGGAUGCGAUUCCACCAAGUGAACUCGAGAAAUUAGUGGAUAGUAUGAAGGAUAGAAUGAUGGAAGUGAUUCAAAAAAAUGGCGGUGAGACUAAAUAUUGA
Caenorhabditis angaria is the source of this 951-nucleotide messenger RNA. The record is from the annotation of a GenBank genome assembly. NCBI's taxonomy places the organism in Eukaryota, Metazoa, Nematoda, Chromadorea, Rhabditida, Rhabditidae.